GUUCUGCAUCUGCAUUUUACACAUGCACUGAUCCUACAGCCGCACAUCCGAACCACCGCACGGAUUUUCAUCACACACACACAGCCGAUCAUGACUGAGGAACACGACAAGUCUCUGGCGGACGCACCGUGCAGCCCGGCCGGCACCUCCAGCUGCGCGUCUCAGGAUGAGUCGGACUCGGACGCACCGUCCUCACCGGCUGGAUCAGACGGACACGGAGCGCUCCACUCCGCUAAAAAGCUGGAGGAAGAGGACGACGAACGCUUCCCGGCGUGCAUUCGGGACGCGGUGUCGCAGGUGCUCAAGGGCUACGACUGGUCCCUGGUACCCAUGCCAGCCCGUGCCAACGGUGCGCUGAAGAACAAGCCGCAUGUCAAGAGACCCAUGAACGCGUUUAUGGUGUGGGCACAGGCGGCACGCAGGAAACUGGCAGAUCAGUACCCGCACCUUCACAACGCCGAGCUCAGCAAGACUCUGGGAAAACUCUGGCGUUUGUUAUCAGAGAACGAAAAGAGGCCUUUCGUAGAGGAGGCAGAGAGACUCAGAGUGCAGCACAAGAAGGAUCACCCCGAUUAUAAGUAUCAGCCCAGGCGACGAAAGAGCGUGAAGCCGGGCCAGAGCGACUCUGAAUCUGGGGCCGAGCUGAGCCAUCACAUGUACAAAGCCGAGCCGGGAUUGGGUGGCUUGGCAGGAUUAGCCGAUCAUCAUCACACCGACCAUUCAGGUCAGCCCCACGGACCCCCGACACCACCGACGACCCCGAAAACUGACCUACACCACAGUGGCAAGCAGGAACUCAAACACGAAAGCCGGCGACCGCUCGAUUCCGGCCGGCAGAACAUCGACUUCAGUAACGUGGACAUCUCUGAGCUCAGCACGGACGUCAUGGCCAACAUGGAAAGCUUUGACGUGCACGAGUUCGAUCAGUACCUCCCGGUCAACGGGCACUCAGCAGCCCCGUCCAUGCUGUCCGAGGCCGGCGCCUACGCCGCCUCGUACAUCCAGGCGAACGGGGCCGCGUGGAGCCGAAAAUCGGCCUCGUCCACGUCCUCGGCGUCCAGCGACGUGAGCCAGCACAGACCUCACAUCAAAACGGAGCAGCUGAGCCCGAGCCACUAUAGCGAGCCCUCUCGCGGCUCUCCUCCUCACCCCGAUUACGGUUCCUACGCCGCUCAGAGCUGCGCUGCCUCGACAGCUCCGUUUUCCAGCUCGUGCGACUACACAGACCUGCAAAGCCCAGGCUACUACAGCCCGUACUCCGGGUACGCUUCCAGCCUGUACCAGUACCCGUACUUCCACUCUUCGCGGAGGCCCUACGGAGGCGCGGUCCUCAGCGGCCUGUCCAUUCCGCCCUCUCACAGCCCCACGGCAAACUGGGAGCAGCCAGUUUACACCACCUUAUCGAGGCCGUGAUCAGGCGGCCUCAUUUUGCCUGUACUCCGGAUGCACUUAUGAAGGAAUAGCAGUAGCCAAGACGAGAAGAAGCCGAA
Molecule: messenger RNA, 1490 nt
Organism: Trichomycterus rosablanca
Lineage: Eukaryota; Metazoa; Chordata; Actinopteri; Siluriformes; Trichomycteridae
Gene: sox8a
Product: SRY-box transcription factor 8a
Exons: 3
Coding region: 91-1413 (440 amino acids)
Biological process (GO): morphogenesis of an epithelium; negative regulation of transcription by RNA polymerase II; neural crest cell development
Cellular component (GO): nucleus
Molecular function (GO): DNA-binding transcription factor activity, RNA polymerase II-specific; RNA polymerase II cis-regulatory region sequence-specific DNA binding
Source: RefSeq, a predicted model, not a curated record